Messenger RNA from Mercurialis annua (annual mercury), 1561 nucleotides. Its product is annotated as U-box domain-containing protein 21-like. Bases 123 to 1415 code for a protein of 430 amino acids. The transcript has a single exon. Gene Ontology annotation, biological process: protein ubiquitination. Lineage: Eukaryota; Viridiplantae; Streptophyta; Magnoliopsida; Malpighiales; Euphorbiaceae. Gene Ontology annotation, molecular function: ubiquitin protein ligase activity. The record is from RefSeq and is a predicted model, not a curated record.
UAUAUAUAGUAUAUAUCAUAACUUCAAAGCCACAUAAUAAUUCAAAUUCAUAAUCUUGUCAAAUCUUUAUCAUUUUUUUGCAUUCUUAAUUUGAUUCGGUUCUUAAUUAUAUAUCUCAUAAAAUGGUGUUUGGUUGGCGAAGAAAAAGAAGUGUUCGCAACUCGAAAAUGGAGGUGGUGAUUCCGAAUCAUUUUAUUUGUCCUAUUUCUUUAGAUCUUAUGAAAGAUCCGGUCACUUUAUCUUCCGGUAUAACGUACGAUCGCGAAAACAUCGAAUCAUGGCUCGAAGACGGUAACUUCAUGUGCCCCGUUUCGAAUCAAAUGCUUAACAGCUUUGAUCAGAUACCUAAUCAUACUCUCAGGGAAAUGAUUCAAGAUUGGUGCGUAGCGAAUCGUAACAAAGGAGUCCAACGCAUUCCGACACCAAGAGUUCCCGUGUCCGCAACUCAAGUGUCCGAGAUUCUUUCAUGCCUCGAGGCUUCAACGAAGCGAUUAGACAGAUUGGAAACGAUAGAAAUAGUUCGAAAAAUCAAGAAAUGGGGCAACGAAAGCGAGCGGAAUAGGCGUUGCAUUAUCGCGAAUGGAGCAAGCGGAGGCUUAGCGGCAACAUUACAUGCAUUCGCAAGGGAUUCGAAUAAUGAUUUCCAAAGAAACGCAACCGUUUUCGAGGAAAUAUUAUCCGCAAUGAGUUGGAUGAUGUCCCCUAUGUUAAACAUAGAGUCACAAAUAUACUUAGGUUCACAAGAAUCUUUAAAUUCAAUGGUAUGGUUAUUAGAACAUAGAGAUAAUCUCUCAUCGAAACAAAACUCCAUUAAUACACUGAAAUACCUUCUUUCUUCCGAUCAACAACAUGCAGAAUCAUUAGCAUCCAUUGAAGGAAUAAAUGACGUGCUAUUCAAGUUAAUCAAACGGCCAAUUUGCCCUAAAACAACCAAAGCUUCACUCAUCGUAAUUUUCCAUCUCCUUUCAUCGGAUCAAACCAAAUCAAAGUUUGUGAAACUAGGUUUAGUUUCUCUAGUCAUCGAAAUCAUCAUCGAGGGCAACCGAAGCGUUACGGAGAAAGCUUUAGGCGUUUUUGACAAACUUUGUGACAUUAAACAAGGGAGAGAAGAGGCUUACAGUAAUGCCCUAACAUGGCCGGUUUUGGUUAAGAAAAUGUUGAGAGUUUCGGACUUGGCGACGGAGUAUUCGGUUUCUGCCAUUUGGAAACUUAACAAGAAUGGCAGACAAGAGGAAACUGCCAUUGAAGCUCUUCAAGUUGGUGCUUUUCAAAAGCUGGUAUUACUGUUGCAAGUUGGGUGUGGUGAUGAGACCAAAGAGAAAGCUACUGAGCUUUUGAAAAUGAUGAAUCCUUAUAGAAAUGGAGUUGAAUGCAUUGAGUCUGUAGAUUUCAAGAAUCUCAAACGUUCAUUUUGAAGGGUUUUAUAGGAUCUAAGUUUCAAUUGAAGACUGAAAUAUAUUUAUGUGUAUUAUAAUAUUUUGUAGAAAUGAGUUUUAGAUAUACAAAUUAAUGUAACCACUUUUACUUUAUAGAAAUAGAAUAUCUUUAUUUUUUGGCCUAA